UCGCGGGUGUGGCGGCGUCCGCGCUGCGCUUGCCUGUGGCUGAGUCCCAGGGGUGCCUGCGGCGGAAGGGUGUCGCGGGGUGCCUGCGGCGUUCUUUUUUCUGUCCCAGAAGCAAAGCAGCAGCGCUCGCCCCUUCUUCUCCGCCGCCGGUCGCAAGAUGGAGAACCACCGCAACUUCAGGGACUUCUUAUCCCAAGGUUGCUCUUCAUCGACGUCCAGGGGCCGCACUGGUCAUGAAGCUCCCGAGGACGACGACUUUGGCACCUUCUCGCAGUCGCCGUUUGCUCUGCCACCACGCAUCAAUGUCCCAGCACCUCGCAGCCGCAUUGAAGCUCUUGAUCUGAACUCCCAGUCCCAGGGUACCGAUUUUCCAUAUCUCUCAUCCUACCAAGAUGUUCUCCAGUCAGGUGAUGGUGGAUCCGACCUAGGUUUGCCUCCUCUUGGUCGUGGUAGAUCAGCGCGCACACUAUUUCAAUCCACCAGAACCAUUUCAGCUCCUAUUUCUCAUGCCCGAGGUCCAAUUCGAGGUUGCCGUGGAGUUAGGGGGAGAGGCACUAGUAGUCGUGGUGGAGGUCGAUCUGCUAUUUCUGCACCUAUUGACCCUGUCCUCAUUGAAGAUUUUGGAGAUGAACCAACCAAUGAAAUGGAUUCUCGAGCUUCUGUGCCUCGUUUUGACAAGGCCAAUUGGAAUGAAGAGAACACACAAAUAUUCUGUGAUUUAUGUGUUGACCAAAUUAGAGCUGGGAACUGUCUAAAUGGUACAAUGACAACCAGAGGAUACAACCUGAUAAAGGAAGAAUUCUUUUCUAAGACAGGACUCAGACACGACACCAAACAAUUUAAGAAUAGAUGGACUCAGUGUAAGGCCUUGUACUCUUUUUGGUUGUUUCUUAACAAUCAAAGUGGGUUAGGAAGAAGGGCUGAUGGUGUAGUUAUAGCUUCAGAUUCAUUCUGGAAGACUCACACAGAGAAAAGAAAAGAGUGCAGGAAGUUUCAACAUGCGAUUCCUACAUACAUGGAACAAUUAGCAGAAAUGUUCCAUGGAAUUGUUGUUGAUGGGUCUAGUUCUUGUAUCCCUGGUGAUGUACACAGACCAUCACAAGAAGUAUAUGAAGAACAAGAAGAAAAUGGAGAUGGGGAAGACCUUUUGAAUUCUAGUACCCCUAGUAGCAGAGGAAAGAGGAGCUUUACCAGUACAGCACGUAGUCCACCUAAAAAAAGCAAAAGUCCUAUGGUAAAGAUGUUUAAAGGACUAAUCAAUGAAAUGCAGCUAUCAAGGAAUGCAGACACUGAUGUUUUUAACCAACUAAAAACUAUCCAAGAAAACAAAAGUUUAGAAGCCAUUGAUCAGUUCAAUUCUUGUCUAGACUUGGCAGUAGAAUCUGGAGCUGACAAGGAGUCAGAUGAGUACUUUGUGGCAACCAAACUAUUCAAGGAUGAGUACAAUAGAGCUAUUUUCAAUCGCUUUGAUACUGCAACACAAAGGAUGAAGUGGCUACAAAGGUUUUGCAAGGAAUAUUUUGGUUGA
Messenger RNA from Zea mays, 1528 nucleotides. RefSeq lists its product as uncharacterized. The transcript has 3 exons. The record is from RefSeq and is a predicted model, not a curated record. Lineage: Eukaryota; Viridiplantae; Streptophyta; Magnoliopsida; Poales; Poaceae. Bases 158 to 1528 code for a protein of 456 amino acids.